ACGAGACGGGGAGAUAGGAGCCGCCGGGAUGCCCCGGCGCCGGGCAGUGCCCACGCUGGCCUCGCUGUGCCUGCAGAGCCUGGCCCAGCACAUGCAGAGCCUCUGGGCCAAGGACUACAGUGACAACUACCUGGAUGAGUACGAGUUCCGCUUCCUCGUGGGCCCCUUCAACGACCUGGCCUGCGGGCUGGUGCAGGAGCUGCUGCGGGUGCUGGGUGCCAGCCGGCGCCUGUCGCGCGCGGCGCUGCACCUGCUGCUGCUGCCUCACCUGCGCCAGCUCAGCCUGCGGCCCUGCCCCAGCCUGGCCAACAACGCCCUGGGGCACCUCAUCGUCCUGCGCUGCCAGGGCCUGAGCUCCCUGGACCUGGGGGGCUGCGGGCGGCUGUCCCCGGCCGUGCUGGUGGACGUGGCCGAGGGGCUGCCCCGGCUGAGCCGCCUGGGGCUGGCACACACGCAGGCCAACGUGCAGGUGCUGUCGGCCGUGGGCUCCUGCUGCCGCCUCCUGCGGGAGCUCGACGUGUCGGGCUGCAGGAAGGUGACCCCGCGCGCCCUGCGGCACCUGGGCUACGACCCCCUGGCACGGACCCCCGGCUGCCCCGCGCUGCGAGUGCUGCUGGCCCGCGACCUGGAGCCCACCGGCGACGGGGACACGGUGGCCGCCGUGGCCUUCCUGCUGCUGGCCCUGCCGCAGCUGGAGGUGCUGGCGCACGGGGCCGUGCCGGACGCGCUGCGCCUGCUCCACGCGGGGCAGCUGGACGGCACCGCCGACCCCGAGGGCUUCCUGGCGCUGCAGGAGCUGGCGCGGGGCCGGGGGGCGGCGCCGGGGGGGCCCCCGCUCAGCCUGCCCCUGCGGCAGCUCGAGGAGGUGGAGGAGGACGCCCUGGGCACCGUCCACGCCGUGUGUCCCCGGGCCGAGGAGCUCAGCGUGUGGCUGGGGGACGGGCCCGGCCCCGCGGGGCUGCGGGAGCUGCCGGGCUGGCAAUGCCUGUCCCGGCUGACGCUGGGCUGUGCCGGCCGGCACGGCCGGGCGCUGGCAGAGGUGCUGCCGCUGGCGGAGGCCCUGGGCGCCCGCCUGCACGCCCUGACCCUGCACGGCUUCAGCUGCCCGGACCCGCUGUCGCUGCCCGCCCUGCUCUCCGGCUGCCCCAGCCUGCAGAGCUUCAGCACCGAGCUGCACGUGCCGCCGGACCCCCACGCCCCCGCCGAGCCCCCCGCCCCGCCGCCCCGCUGGGCCACCGACCUGCUGCCCCUGGGGCUGCCCCAGCUCCAGAGCUUCUCGCUGGCCCUGGCCGGGCCCGUGCCAGCCGCACACGUGCCGGUGCUGAGCUCCACGCUGGCCUCGGUGCUGAGCCGGGCCCCGCGGCUGCAGACGCUGCGCCUGCUCACCCUGCCCUUCCCGCUGGACUCGGUGCUGGAGCCGGAGCUGGGGGAGCUGGGGGAGCUGCAGGAGCUCUCGCUGGCCGGGAGCCACGUGUCCCCCCACACCGUGUGGCACCUGCUGGGCUCCGAGGGGCCCCUGCGGCGCCUGGACCUGUCCCGCUGCCCCCACAUCCACCGGCGCGACUACGAUGGGUUCCUGCAGUUCGUGCAGAGGCAGCGCCUGGACCUGGACAUCGCCUGGGAGUGACGGCACCGGGGGCUUUAAUAAAGGGGUCACAGUCCCA
Molecule: messenger RNA, 1664 nt
Organism: Myiozetetes cayanensis
Lineage: Eukaryota; Metazoa; Chordata; Aves; Passeriformes; Tyrannidae
Exons: 4
Coding region: 29-1627 (532 amino acids)
Biological process (GO): SCF-dependent proteasomal ubiquitin-dependent protein catabolic process
Cellular component (GO): SCF ubiquitin ligase complex
Source: RefSeq, a predicted model, not a curated record